UUCCCCCGAAUUCUUUGUUUUCGUCUUUCAAGUCUCUACUUAAUUGUACUCCCAGUUUCCCACCGUUUGGUUCUUGUGCAGCUCGCUGCAACCGUCACCGUCAACCGCUGCUACUUUCCGGUUUCAAGAGUUGAGGGUUGCUGGAGAAUUGGAGAACACUAUUAUCUAUUGAUAGGGAUACUGGAAUUUAUCAUGAGACAGAGUGCUUCUAUAGAAUGAAUGUCAGCAACCCCGUUGAGUACUGAAGGUAAGGAUGGUGCUUGCAGCUACUUCUCAGCACUCUACAGUCGAGAUUCCUUGUUUACAAAGAGUGGAUUUAUUUCAUAACAGAAAGGACACUACUUCUGGUUUUGUCCAUUGUGCUAAUGUGAAACCAUGUCAGUCCGAAUUAGCUUCUCUAUUAAAAUAUAGCCAUGCAUGUCAAUUUUGGUUACGAAGUCCUAGAUUUUGUUCUAGGAGAGAUAACUUCCGGUUAAACAGCCGAGCUCUGCAUGGUAAUGCUAAUGUCUGCAUUAAUGAUGUCGAUGAGAUUAGACAACAGAGACAUACAACUGGUGCACAGAAGAAUUCUAGACAAAUUAGUUUAAAGAAGCCUGAUUCAUUGUUAGAAGGACCCUUUGUUGAGAACAGUGAGCUUAAAAACAAUUAUAUUCUUCAAAAAUACUGCAGCUUUGGAAAGCUAUUUGAAGCAACUAGGUUGGUAGAGGUCAUGGCCCGUCAAAGUCAAAUUCCUUACUUCCCUUCUUGUAUUAAUUUGAUACGCGGUCUCAUUAAACAAAACCAGGUUGAGAAAGCAGCAAAGGUCUUGCAAAUUGUGGUAAUGUCUGGUGGUGUUCCGGAUGUUAUCACAUACAACAUGUUGAUUGGGGGAUUGUGCAAGCGUGGGGAUUUGAACUCUGCCAUUGAAUACUUGGAAGAUAUGAGCUUAAGUGGCUGCUUACCAGAUGCAAUCACAUAUAACACAAUCAUCAGGAGUUUCUUUAAUAGGGGCAAGUUUGAUCAGGCUAUUUCAUUUUGGAAGGACCAACUUAGAAAGGGAUGUCCUCCUUAUACUAUCACAUAUACAAUCUUGCUAGAUUUAGUUAUGCAACAUUGUGGGUUAGUAAGAGCUCUUGGGGUGUUGAAUGAUUUUGCUGUUGAAGGCUGUUAUCCUGAUCUAGUUACCUACAAUUCACUGAUAAACUCUAGUAGUAAAAAAGGAAAUUUCAAAGAAAUGGCUUUGGUGAUGCAUAGUCUAGGUUCUCAUGGUUUGGAGCCAAAUUCUGUGACUUACAACACUGUACUUCAUGCUAUAUGUAGCCAUGGUCAUUGGGCUGAAGCGGAUGACAUUUUGUCAAUCAUGAAUCAAACUUCUCAUCAUCCAAGAGUUGUUACAUAUAAUAUCUUAAUCAAUGGUUUGUGUAAGCAUGGGCUCCUGGAUCGUGCCAUAGAUUUUCUUGAUCAAAUGGUUAGCAAAAACCUUUCCCCAGAUAUAAUCACAUACAAUACCCUAUUAGCAGCCAUCUGCAAAGAAGGAAUGUUGGAUGAGGCUCUUUGCAUUAUUAGGCUUUUAAGUGAUAGAAAUUGCUCUCCUGGCUUGAUUACUUAUAACAUUGUCAUGGAUGGUUUGGCUAAGAAGGGUUCUAUGGAGAAAGCAAUGCAGGUGUAUAAUGAAAUGACCGAUAAGGGAAUUGUUCCAGAUGAUAUAACUCAUCGUUGUCUAGUCUGGGGCUUUUGCCGGGCAGAUAAACACGAUGAGUGUAUGGAGGUAUUAAGGGAGAUGAAUAGAAGAAACCACAAGAUUCAAAACAGGUUUUACAGGUUUAUUAUUCCGGAGUUGUGCAGAAAUGAGAAGCUGGAUAUUGCUAUACAAGCUCUAGAAAUCAUGAUCUCCAACCAGAUCAAGCCAGAUGAAACUGUUUACACCAAUUUAAUUAGAGGAGUAGCUGCUUAUGGUAUGAUUGAAGAAGCACAUGAACUGUCUUCUAAGCUAGUUGAAUGGGGAAUUCUAAGAGAAGGUGUAAAGCUGAAUUGAAAGGCAAAUUUUGACUUCUUCAACAUUCUGAUUGAGCAUCUUUUUAUCUUAUAUCUCCUGGUUCGAGACCGAGUAUAAAGCGAUCUUGAACUUGUGCCAUCAAAAGGAUUCCGGGCAAUCUUCAUGCGGCUAAUUUUUGUAAUUGGACAAUUAUGAUGAUAUGAAUGCAAAGAAGGUACUCUGAGCUCUGUAAUAUAGGGAAGGCAAUUAGGGAAUAGUUCAGUCGUGUAUAUUGUCAUCUGGGUUUUUUUUGUUCUUUUUGGGUUGUGCCUCAAAAUUUUGUUAUAACAUUCAUAGUUGCUGCAUAUUUCUAAAGACAAAGAAAGAUGAUUCUUGCAAAAAUCUGUUUUCUUUCUUUCCUUUUUUUUUUUUUUUUUUUUUUUUUGGGUAAUAAUAA
Molecule: messenger RNA, 2411 nt
Organism: Chenopodium quinoa (quinoa)
Lineage: Eukaryota; Viridiplantae; Streptophyta; Magnoliopsida; Caryophyllales; Amaranthaceae
Product: pentatricopeptide repeat-containing protein At1g08610-like
Exons: 4
Coding region: 254-2014 (586 amino acids)
Molecular function (GO): protein binding
Source: RefSeq, a predicted model, not a curated record